Messenger RNA from Poeciliopsis prolifica (blackstripe livebearer), 1044 nucleotides. RefSeq names its product HAUS augmin-like complex subunit 1. The coding region runs from base 160 to 993 and encodes 277 amino acids. Gene Ontology annotation, cellular component: cytosol; HAUS complex. The transcript is spliced from 9 exons. Gene Ontology annotation, biological process: spindle assembly; centrosome cycle. The record is from RefSeq and is a predicted model, not a curated record. NCBI's taxonomy places the organism in Eukaryota, Metazoa, Chordata, Actinopteri, Cyprinodontiformes, Poeciliidae.
GAUGAUGACGAUGAUGACGGAGAUGCAAUAAAAGGAGGGGAAAGCUUACAACAGAAACUAUUUUCUCACAAAAAAUGUCACCAGGUCGCUCUGAAGUUUUCCAUUUAACUUGCAUAAAAUGAUGUAAAAAUGAAAUCUUCUUUUGGUGUUUUUUGAAUAAUGGUGAAAAGACAAGAAUUGAUAUUAAUUCAGGUGAACAGCUGGUUGGAGGGAGUGUUUGGGGAUCAGCCAGUGCCAUCAUUUGAGGUGAACACCAGGACUGUGGACAUACUGUAUCAGCUGGCUCAGUCCAGUGAAGCCCGCUGCAGUGAUACUGCUCUCCUCAUUGAAGACUACAAGCAGAAAACAUCAGAGUAUCAGGCUGACGCUGCUCACCUUGAGGAUGUUCUUCUGCAUGGUGUCGGCUUGUCUGGGGCAAGCUUGUCAGAGCCGACUGCAAACUACGUGUCUGCUUUAGUGGACAAUGCUAUGGUGCUGCGAGUGAAAGACACAUCACUGACCAGCUUCAUGCCAGCAAUCAACAAUCUCACCGAUGAUCUUCUGGAAGUCGAGAAGUCAAACAGAAAACUCGAAAGGGAACUAAGGGCACUCCAAAAAAGACUCGGUUCAAUUCUGGUGCUGCGGGGAAACCUACAAGAGGAUAUCGACAAAACUACCAAAUCUCAAGCAGUGGAGAGUGCAAAAGAAGAGGAGAGGCUGCUCAACGUGGACUUUGUGACGGCCAAGACUCAAGAGCUCCGUAUCAGACAGCAGAGGUUGGAGGCUCAGCUUGUAUCCAGGAACAUGGACAAGUCUAUCACCCACCAGGCCAUUGUGCAGCUUUCUGAGGAACUCAGGGCACUGCAAAACGAAAUAAUCCUCCUGAAAAAGAAGCUGGAGUCGUACAUGGACCUGAGUCCGAGCCCAUCUCUUGCACAAGUGAAGAUGGAAGAAGCAAAAAGAGAACUAGUUGCACUCGAUUCCAAACUGGAGACAAUGAAGGCUAUAAAAUGAAGUUGGAUGUUGCGCAGUCCUUUCUUUAAAAAUAAAGUUUUUGCAGUCAUA